This is a messenger RNA of Orbicella faveolata, 7777 nucleotides long. RefSeq names its product mitotic checkpoint serine/threonine-protein kinase BUB1-like. Gene Ontology annotation, biological process: meiotic sister chromatid cohesion, centromeric; protein phosphorylation; mitotic spindle assembly checkpoint signaling. Gene Ontology annotation, molecular function: ATP binding; protein kinase activity. NCBI's taxonomy places the organism in Eukaryota, Metazoa, Cnidaria, Anthozoa, Scleractinia, Merulinidae. The record is from RefSeq and is a predicted model, not a curated record. Gene Ontology annotation, cellular component: nucleus.
UCAACGCCCGAUCGCCGAUGUUCGGUUCUUUGUCCAUUUUAAAACUUGAAAUUUAGUCUCUUUCGUCGCUGAUUCGGUUUUUAAAAGGUUGCAGAUUUUAUACAGAUGGACGCAAGUUCCAAUUCCUUCGGUGCUAACGAAUGGGAGUUGAGCAAAGAGAACGUGCAGCCCAUGAAACAAGGUCGCAAGAUGGCGAACUUGGCGGUCGCUCUUGCUCCAAGUUCUGUCGAUCAAACGCGUAUUUACAAGGAGAAACGAGAAUUUGAAGCGCAGAUCAGAACUUACGAAGGUGAAGACCCUUUAGAUAUCUGGUACAGGUACAUUGUAUGGACGGGUGAAAACUUUCCUAAAGGAGGAAAAGAUCUGGGAAGUUUACUUGAGCGUUGUAUAACAACUUUCAAAGAUGAGGAAAGAUACAAGGAUGAUGAACGAUACGCGAAAGUUUGGAUUCGUUAUACUGACAUCUGCACAGAACCUUUAGAUAUUUUCAACUACAUGCACAGUCAACAAGUAUGCAGUGGUCUGGCUUUGUUUUAUGAAUCAUGGGCCAAGCUGCUUGAGAGUCUUGAAGACUAUCACAAAGCUGAUGAAGUAUUUAACUUGGGGAUUAACAAAAAUGCUCAACCAGUGGACAGAUUGCGAAAGCAACACAAAGCGUUUGAGUUACGUCUGGCUGAAAAAGUUUCAAACGGACUUCAACAAGUGUCAUUAGCAGAGGAGUCUGGACCUCAGAGAACAACUCUUGGAGGCUUAAAACGUCAAGGGAAGAAAGGAACUGUUGGGACUAAGCGAACUGGAAAUGCCACUCUUUCUAAAAAAGGUGGGAUUGGUGUUGCCAUGCCAACUUCAAACUCAGCCAGUAAUGGCUUCAAGAUAUUCUGUGAUGAAGAUCCUGGUAUACAAAGCUCGUUACCCCCAUCUACAGGGGAGUGGCAAAUGCCACCCACUGAACCAGUGAUAAAAAGGGAAAACACUCAGAAGCCAGGGAAAUGGACUGAUGCAAAGGUUUCUCAAAGACAUCAACCAUCUGUACCUACUAAUGACAUUCCACACAAGCCUGCUUUCUUUGUCCAUGUGGACGAUGACAUUACCAACCACCCUCCCCCCACUCCUCAGCUUGUUUCGCAGUUUGACAAAGUGUUGAGCUCUAGGAAACCAGACAAACCUUCAGUGAUGGAUGCUCUUAGAAAUAAGCCAGAAAAUGCAGAGGGCCAGAAGAGCAGAGUUAUGUAUUGCAAGGAAAAGAUUUAUGCAGGAACACAGGAAUUUUCCUUUGAAGAGCUUCAUGCUGCUCGGAUAUUUUCCAAGAUAAGGGAUGGGACAUACACACCACCAGUUAUUGAUAAGCAACCAGAAAAUGUUAGAUACAUGUACCCAAAAAGGGAGGUUUACUCCUUACUUGAGGGUGAGUUUCAGUACGAAGAAAUUCUCGCCAGAAGAUAUUUUGCUCGUUUGAAGACACAGGGGACUUCAACAAAUCUACAUGUACAGCAAGGGGCCCAAAAGGUGCUAUCUGGAAGUGUGCCUUCCAGUGCACAGCAGAUGGCAGGAGAUCAGAGCUUAUGUCGUGGUAAUGAGCCCUGCGCCAUGGAGAUUGGAAGUUGCCAAAAGAGUGUAGUUAAGACAUCAGGUGCCGCAACUACCGAUGGAUAUCUUCGUUCUAUGCCGCCAAGUCACAGUGUGGGUGCUGAACCUGUUGCUAGACGUGGUCUUGCCUUUGCAGAUCCACACAAUGCUUCAUAUCCCUCUGCAGAGAAUUUAAACACAUUUACAAGCUGCCCUGAGUCAGUUCAUGCCAUGCUGCCAAGUACUUUGCAGUGUGGAUACCAAAAAUCAGCAUUCCAACCUGUCAAAGUCAGACAACAUCAAGAUCAGUUAACUACAAACAAUUUACGCCCUCCACAAGGAAGCAGGCUUCUUGACCUCUCCAGUUGCAAUGAUGUGGAAAAUGUGUCUUGUAAACCUGUCAAUGAAGUAAAAACUCCUGUAAUUUUACAUGCGGGGGCCACUCAAUUCAAUGAUUCAGUGUUCACACAUACGCCAAACAACGGCAAUCCAGUGACUACUGACAAAUUUAAAAUGGCACUUAGAACUCCAGAUGCCAACAGGUCUGGGGAUUUUAACAAUUCCAAUCUGACAGGUCCAUCGCCAACAUUGUUCACAAAACAGGCUUUAAUGGUAGUGGGGGACAUGUUUAGUGGGCCUCUUGACUCAGAACGUGACUUGACUUUGGGCGUUGCUCAGCAGCCAAUGGAUCAGAUGGACAAAGACUUUGAAGCAGCUUUCAGCAAUGAUGACUGCACCACUGUCAACCCAUUUUCAACCGGUUUUGGUGGAAUGGGUGGCCUCGGAAGCAGUGCUGGGUUUGCUAUUUACGAUGAGACUGCUGCUGAUAAGAGAGGCGACGAAGUAGAGAAUUCAGAGAACGGACCCGAAGAUAAAGAAAACAUGCCACCAACAGGUAUCCAUCAAGAACCAACCCACCGACCCUUGGCCGGCAUCCUUCAGCCGUCCGUGGGAAUUCCAAUCUGUCCAGUUGAUGCUGACGAUGAGCAAGACGAGCUGAUGGAAAACUUGGAAUGCGAUGAAAAUGCACCACGCAAGAAUUAUCAGCCUUUGCAGCCACAGGAUAAAACCAGCGAGGUGUCCCUGGCGGAUUUCACUCACGAUCAGAGCAUCGUCUCUGGAAGCUUUGCUACCGCGGCACGCAUGGCCUCGACUCCGUUCUGCAAUGGGAUUGGUCCAAUGUCACUUCCCAGCAUUCCAUGGAGCACAAUUCGCCCAACCAAUGAAAUGCCAGAAUUGAAUGACUUGGCUGCUGACGGAGGAGAAUUCUCUUCCGCGCACGCGGAUGGGGCUCAAGCAGGUGGUAGCUUCAUGUCAACUCCCAGUAAAGUACUGAGUCCAAUAUUCGAGGGAAGCCACGAGGAUUCCAAAUCUACAAAUUCCAGCCAUUCUUCCAAUGGAUCAUCCAGGCGAGUUUCCUGCUCCGCCAGUGCGUCGCAGCACAAUGGUUUAGAACUGAGUAAGAUACAAGAAGAGACAAGCAUUUGCCAAACCGAUACUGCUCCAGAGGCGAACAACGGUGGUUGUUCUGUGGUCAACCCUUUCGCUGGCGACGUUGUUAACGAUUUUCUUCAAAGGAUAAAUCCUCCUCUGUCGACGUAUGAAGGAUUUGUUACGACAAGCAAAGAAGUUCCAAGGAUCGUUUCCAAUGCCUCAGUUAGUUUAGGUGACGACGACACAUACCAUGUUGAAAAGCUGAUAGGAUCAGGAGCUUUUGCCAAAGUUUACUUGGCUAAUAAACGAGGAGAUGCUGAUGAAGAUGAUUUUGAAACAGAUGACGAAAGUGCCGUAGUGCUGAAGGUGCAGAGGAUCUCGAUCGAAUGGGAGUUCUAUGUAAGCAGACAGCUUCAAAUGAGAAUUCAAGCGCGUGGCUGCUCGAAAGAACUGCUGGCAAUGUUUAUGAAUCCAAUGGCAGCGUUUGUGUACUCUAAUUCAUCAGUCUUGGUCGAUAAGUACAAACCGCUUGGUACUAUCUUGGACAUGGUGAACAAAUACAAGGUGAAGAACAAGACUAUGGAGGAAGGAGUGGUGUUUUAUUACACUAUCGCGCUGUUGAGAAUCUUAGAAACCCUGCACGCUUGUGAUGUCGUUCACGGAGAUAUCAAACCUGACAACUUCCUUGUCUUGGAUAGUGAUGUAGACACUCUGGAUGGCGCCUGCUUGAAGUUGAUAGACUUUGGUCGUAGCAUUGAUAUGACUCUGUUUCCAGCUGGAACAACAUUCAACACAAACUGUUACACAGAAGAUUUCCAGUGCAUAGAGAUGAAAGAAUCAAGACCUUGGACCACACAGGUCGAUACUUACGGCUUAUUGGGCACAAUUCACUGUUUCAUAUUUCUUGAUUACAUGAAAGUCUUCAAGGACGAGAAGGGAAGAUGGAAAAUUACGAAAUCGUUUAAAAGGCAUUGGAGUCCCAUCUGGGAGAAGCUCUUUGACUCACUGUUAAACACGCCAAGCUGUUCUGAGCAGCCGUCUCUACGAGGUUUCCGAGAGGAGUUUGAAAGAAUGUACCUUGAGGAUGACGAAAAUUGCUCGAGACAAAGGCAGAGGCAUGAAGUGUUGAUGUUUUAGGGAGAUCUCCUGAAACGCUUUUGAUUGGCAUCCUAAGUGCGUGAUUGACACUGACGCUUGAUGGGCUUCCGUCGAUGAAUGUUUUUCAAAUAUAAUACGUACCAUCGAAAACUAGCGUUAAACUGCGAAGCAUUGCGUUUAGGUAUGUUUUGCUGUAAAAGUUGUACUAAAAUUUCCCGCCUUGAGCUCGAGUAUUUUAUCAGCAUUUCAUUUGUUUUUCUCGAAAAAUACGGUUGCGACCAACUUUGUAACUGUUGAUUGUAAUUAUUUCUGUACAGAAGGGUCUCGUAUACAUCAAGGAAGGCUUCACAUGGAGCGAUGUAUAGUCUACUUGGGAAAGUUUUUCUAGCAUUUGUUUGUAAAUGUCUGUGCACUUUGUCACAUGGUUGCCAAAGGUUACGGAAAGGACUUGGGAAAAGCUAGAAAAAGGCAGGGAAUGUGGCAUUUGUUCGGAGAAUUCUAAAUUUCCUUUUGAUGUCAGGGGACAGCUUAUGGGAUUUUAUUUUGUGUUUGCUGUAGAUUUUGAUAACUAGAUUCUAACAUGGUGGGCCGGAAAUGUUCUCUGUCGUGUUUAUAUUGGAUGGUUUUCCUUUAAUCAGUAUUAUGGUCGCUGACAAGUCAGAGACUGGCAACCAUGUCAAUGAUGUAUUUUAUUCAUUUGAGUUCUCGAAGGAAAAAGUACAAAGUAAAAUCAAAUGCGUGAUCAUUCGUAGACACUCAAACACAUUUUAAUAAAGAAGGAAUACUCAGUGAUAAGCUGUACAGUUUGACUUCAUAAUGAUUGAGAGGGAGAAUUAUAUGGGAGGGGGGGCGCUACUGUGAAAAUCCAACCACGCCCAGCACUAGUUAAGGGUAAAACAAAUUUGCAGAAGGCGUCCAGCUUUUCGGGAGGGCCUCAGGAGGCCAACCUCAACCUCGUGCCCAGGGUCUUCUCGAUGGUCCUCAAAAUGUCCAGCCGCCGUUCCAAAAAGCACCACCGAGAGGACCCUGGGGUGGGGUUCAAAGGUCAUCUUGUAGUGAGGACUUGCUUGGUGACCGCCACCUGCAAAGUGAGCGCGAGGAGAUUGGGUUGUUAUCGCCAGCUUAGUCACAAUCGACCAUUAGACAACUGAGAGAGGAAAACUAUCAAAGCAGGAAUCUUCGCGAAGUUAUGUGCAACGCCAAGCAAUCCAAUCAACAUUAACAUCCACGCCGCUAAAUACAGAGACGGUGUUAAGGCUGAAAAGGGCGCGAAAGGUGACUCCGGAGCCAAAGGUGAAAAGGGAGAUGUUGGGACAUCUUCUUGUAACUGUCGUUUACAGGAUCCGAAGAAACCUUCCGCGCACAUUGACUCCACUAAUCGAGGAGAUGUCACUUAUAAAGUAAACGAAGUUGUUAAAGAUUGGAAUCUCAAGUCUGCCUACAGCCAUCUUGCAGGCGGUAUGAAGUACCAUGACGGGAAACUGACAGUGCCCAUCUCUGGACGGUACUACAUCUACGAACAAAUUUACUAUCGCGGGUAUAGAGGGAAACCCGUAAGGAUUUCUCUCCUUGUUAACAACAAAAUCGUCGCUAUGGUCCACCCAACACACACGACACGAAACGCAGACUUUGCACAUUCGACAGGCGGGGUGUUCUACCUUAAAGCUGGAGAUGUCAUUACGGUGGCGGCCACACAUUGGGCUGGGAUAGCUUUCAUGCACACGCACCACAGUUUCUUUGGCGCAUUUUUGAUCUGAACGCCUUGUCAAGCUCCCGUCCUGGAUAACUCCUUUGGAAAAAAUACGUGGAUAGAGGGAGGUUACUGAAUCGCUAUCACUAGUAGCUGCAUCGGUUCGCAAAAUGAUUUCUGGCUAUUAUACAAGGGUGUAAAUUUAUGGUUUACAGAAAAAUAAAGGAUUAUAAAAGAGGGCAAUCUGUGAUUUGUUUGUUUGUUUGUUUGUUUGUUUGUUUGUUUGUUUUUACCAUUACCGAACAACAAUUUAGAGAGCGAUACUUACUAACCUUCUCCGCAAUACCCUGUACCGUAUUUUCUCGAUUAAACGUCCCCGGGCUCACGGAUCAGGCGUUUAUGGACUUUUGCAGUUUAUUCGAGCCUGAAGUUUAUUAGAGUUUUUAUUCAUUAUUUUUAGGGCUUUAAGAUAUCUUGUAGUUAUAUGUAAACCUUAUUUUGACUCGAAUAUAAAUUCCUUGAGGGUCUUAUUUACGAAAUCUACGUGGGGGAUCUGGCGUUUAAUCGAGAAAAUAUGAAAUAUGGUAUUUUUCCUUUCCUCGCAAUUUACCCGUCAAUGUCCCCGUCGUCCAACCAAACAUCAUCGUCUACUAGCCGCGAAAAAAUUACCCGUGAGAGCUAGAGCAAAGCAUGCUUACAGAAUUCUAACCGCCAGACCACCAUUAGCCUACUAAAAGAAGAUUGGAGCAAAAAUGGAAGCGAUUUGAUAUACAUUCCUGCAUGUCGCUUCCCUGUCAAUAACUUUUUUUCUGAUAGUACCGAAGCCUUCGGUACUAUCAGAGUUAUUCGAUCGGUCGCUGAUCCAAACUAUCCCGGCGACGCCUGUUCCAGUCAAAAUACUUCAUAAUUCUAUCAAUGACACAAAUAAUUUAGACCUGGUGAUCUUUGAGUAUAGUGCUGAAUGUUAUUCUGAUGAUAAUAGAAUUAGGUAGAAUUUUAUAACUCGCUCACCUAGUCAAGCAAUUAAGCACUGGCGAUUUUAUACGUUUCCUAUUGAAUAAACGUACUACGAAGAUACCAGUAAGGAUAUGCUUUGUGCUCUCAGAUCAGAGUAGUUUUUAUUUGAGUCUGCUACACUACACGAUUGGCUUAAAAAACUCGCGUCAUUUUUUUCCCAUCAGGGCCUUAUUGUUCAGAGCCCGAUUAAGAGAACCCAGGAUUAGCGAAAAUUUUGAUUUCAAUUUUUAAACUUUUCGGUAAGGUUUUUGGUUUACAUUGUUGGCCCUUCUGUUUUUAGUUUCAGUCAACACAAACAACGCAAAACAUAAGCAUUGAAAAACAAUUUUUUCAAUAAAAAUUAAUACUUCGGUUAACUUUUAAUCCUGGGUUAGCAUUAACAAUUUGGCAUAAAUUUCACUGUUCUCGGAACUUGAUGUUUCUAUGGCCGUUUAUUAACUUUCAUGCGGUUAAUUUUACUUUUUUAGUCUUAUUUUUAGCAUUGUUUAAUUGAUUUUGUUUACUUUUGAGUAACUAUUGGCGCUUUGGAAAAUCAAAAAAUUCAAGAUAGUUGACCUAGAAUGGUGCUAUUCGGAUAACGGGACGUCUUUAUCCUAUGUUGCUUACAGCAAAACAGAGAUCUUUUGACCUCUUAUAUACCGUGUGAGUCUCGUUGUCCUUGCGUAAAUAUUUUUGACGUUACGAAGGGAGGGGGGAGGAGGGUAAGGGUGAAUCUGUCCCAGCCCUGGUCGUAAGAGAUUAAAAAAGCCCGGUCUGAAAAACCAAGUGCGCAGAACCUACUGUGGAAUAUCGGCACGAGGUAUUGACAGACGAGGGGUUGAUAUUGUCGCAGUACACUCCCAAGCACGUUCGGCUGGCUAAUAAGAGAUUUAUUACAUGACUGAUAAUGUUAGAAAAGAAUCCCACCAUAACAAACUGUGAAGACAACAUAAAAUGUAAUAGCGCAACUCUGUUUGAGAGCCUGACGUUUUC